UGGACACUCUUUUGUUUUGACCACCGAGUUAACUUAUUGAUUUGGAUUGUGACAGGAUCCAACUUUUACAAAUGGCUGCACGUCGCAAAUCAGGCGGCGCAGAUGCCCGUUUCUAUGAAUCACCAGAUACUAUUGCUCAGUUUGAGCGCAUCAAGGACGAACUUGUACGAGAGCUAAACAAGAGGCAUCCGGGAUCGGACGUAUUGCUGACUGCGAGGGAAUUGUCAAAUUUUACUCAUGCCCUCCAGCAAUUUCAGGAAGAUGUCCUUGGCACCAAUAAUGCGCACUUAUUGCCAUCAGCCUCAGCAAGGAUUCCUGCAAAAGUUUUUCGAUGUGACGUCAUCAAUGGAUCUUCAGCAAUAUACAAGGCAUUAAGAGCCGCAUACGAGUAUCGCUUUGCACAAGGCUGGCGUCGUUGGGAUCUCUCUAGCGCAGCCAGAAGAAGUCAAAAUUUGGAGUUAAUCGCACAUAUUCGCCAGGAACUUAUUUCUCAAGGCGUCAUUAAGAAUCCUGUAGUUGCGUUUGAUGAUUCGAUUAGUGAAGAAGAGCGAGAGAAACUUGAGUCAUCGGUUGAGCGAUUAGGAGGAACCAUAACAUCAGAUCUUGACCAGGCAACGCAUAUUAUUCAUCACUCAUCAGAGGAACUGGAAAGUCCCGAAGGCGAAGAGUGGCUUCGCACGCUAGAAAAGAAGGAUGGCAAGGUUCUGGUUCAUUACUGGUAUUAUCCUGACUCAUACGACGAAUGGUUGCUCGAAACAUCAAGCGAAUUUAUGGACCCGGAGCCCGCACCGGAACACACUGGUGCUUGGAACAUUUCUGCUAGGUGGAUCAGAGACAGUGAAAAGUACAAUGAAUGGAUGAAUGAAGAGGACUACGAGCCAUCUUCAGAUCAGGCAAGUGACCAAGAAUCAACUGCAAGCUCGCCUGCGCCAUCUAAUCAACGUUUCGGCAGCAAACGCGACAAUUCUGAUAAAACUGAACCAAACCCCAAGAGGUUGAAACGGAGCUCGUCAGUGACACCUUUGGAUCUCCAACCCGAUUACCCAGGGCUUCAAGUUGUCUCCUUGGAAGAGAAUGCGCCCCGAGGACGUGGAUCAAAAAAGAAUGAGUAUGAACCUAUCAUUGGGGGCGAUUUAGCUAAUAUCCCUACAAUAGAUGAGAAUAUCCUGCCAUCUCGCUCAGUUUCCCCAAAGAAUGCUGAGGCUGUUGAGACAGUGAGCUUGCAGAUGGAUUUAGAUCAAAUGGGGAAAGAGGAUAAAGGUGAAGCAAAUCCUGCUAUAGUAGAGGGAGGUGGGGCUACCGAGGAUGUUGGGAAUGCAAAUCAAGUGGAUGCGGAGCGUUCGCGACUCGAGGAAGAAGCUCGUCAAUAUCUCUCGCCACAAUCUCAAGAAGUCAUCAUUCCUUCCUAUGCUGCCUGGUUCUCGCUUUCUAAGAUCCAUGAGAUCGAACAAAAGUCAUUACCGGAGUUCUUCAAUUUCAAAAACAGGAGUAAGACACCAACGGUUUAUAAGGAUUAUCGAGAUUUCAUGGUGAAUACGUACCGCUUGAACCCCUCAGAAUACCUGACUGUCACUGCUUGUAGAAGAAAUCUGGCUGGUGAUGUUUGCGCAAUUAUCAGAGUACAUGCGUUUUUGGAGCAGUGGGGGUUGAUCAAUUACCAGACUGAUCCCGAUACCCGUCCUUCGACAGUUGGACCUUCCUUCACUGGUCACUUCCGCAUCGCUGCCGACACACCAAAAGGCUUACAGCCAUUUCAGUCUAGGGUUAUGCCUUCAGAAACAGCAGAAACAGUGGAUAUUAAAUCAAAUAAUGAACAUACAGGGACGACUAAACUGGAUCCAAAUUUAGCUCUUCGCCGCAACAUUUACACUAGCAGACCGGAGCUAAGCUCAAAAGAUAAUGAUGAAAAUGCAGAAAAAAAGCAUCGGUUCAACUGCUUCACCUGCGGUGUAGACUGUAGCAAGAAUCGAUACCAUAGUAUCAAAACCAAAAAUUUUGAGCUCUGCUCCAACUGUUUCACACAAGGUCGAUUUCCUUCCACUAUGGCUUCAGGUGACUUUAUCAGAUUCCAGUCACAACAUCAUUCAGCAGAUGAGCCAUGGACAGAUCAGGAAACCUUACUUUUAUUAGAAGGCUUGGAGAUGUACGGUGAAGAUUGGAACAUUAUUGCAGACCAUGUUGGGACUCGAGGUCGUGAGCAAUGUAUCUUGCACUUUUUACAGCUGCCUAUUGAAGACCCUUAUUUGGAGAGUCCUGCGCAGGAUCAGCUGGGAUCACGUCGCUCUCAAAAGCUACCGUUCAGCGAAUCUGAGAAUCCUGUUAUGAGUGUGGUUGCCUUCCUCGCAAGUGUCGUUAACCCUGGAGUAGCUGUAGCAGCAGCACAGAGUGCUUUGAAGACCCUUGCAUUAGCAAAGAAUGAUGUGAAAACUUUGACUGAAUAUGAAGCUACUCAAGCGAUUCCUGAAAGCUCCAUGGACAUGGACAAGUCAUCAAGAGAGGAGGACACUAAUACUGACCGCUCAAAAGAAGACAUUGAUAUGUCGGACACAAAUGCUAGUUUGAAAGAGGCCAAAGCAAACGAUAUUGAAGGUAUACCGCACUCGAUACUGGAGAAGGCUGCAGCAGCAGCAUUAGGCUCUGCUGCGGCGAAAGCAAAAGCACUGGCGGAUUACGAAGAACGCGAAAUCCAGAGGUUGGUAACUGUUGUAGUUGAGAUGCAGCUCAAGAAAUUGGAGCUUAAACUUCAGCAGUUUGAAGAGCUGGAAACAAUACUUGACACUGAGAAGAAAGAUCUUGAACGCCAACGAGAACAACUGUAUCUCAACAGAUUGAUGAUGAAGGAGAGUAUUAUGUCAAUGCAAGAGAAAGUGAUAUUGGCACGGCAGAUGGGAGACCCACGCGUGUUUGCCAAUGUUACAGUUCCUUUAGGUAACGUUGCCGGUACAGGAACGUUAUUUAAAAAUGAAACGAUAGUGCGUCAGCAACAGGACCUUGGACAAGUAGCGAAACACCCAAGCCGUGACCAGCAGGACUUACAAGUUGUUAUCCAGCCACUUCCAUAAUUUUAGAUUAUUCAAAAAUGCGAUGCUUGUCGGAUGGUAUCGGAGUUCAAGGAAUUCCUUUUUUGGUCAAAUGCGUUCUCGAAUAUCGCGAAAGGGACAAUUACUUCAUCUGAUCACAGUUCGGAUGGGCGCAUUGUAUCAC
Lobosporangium transversale is the source of this 3204-nucleotide messenger RNA. RefSeq lists its product as hypothetical. Lineage: Eukaryota; Fungi; Mortierellomycota; Mortierellomycetes; Mortierellales; Mortierellaceae. Gene Ontology annotation, biological process: positive regulation of DNA-templated transcription. The transcript is spliced from 3 exons. Gene Ontology annotation, cellular component: SWI/SNF complex. The record is from RefSeq and is a predicted model, not a curated record. Gene Ontology annotation, molecular function: histone binding; zinc ion binding; DNA binding. The coding region runs from base 72 to 3062 and encodes 996 amino acids.